AUGGCUGAUGUUGAAUCUGGCAUGAUUAAGGAGGGCUUAGCUGGCAUUGCCUGGAAAGGAGCCGCAUGCGUUGUGGCCAGCGGUAACAAGCGUUCUUUCAACACUGGUAUGGGUGAGGAUAUUGGCGCGUACUAUGUGGGCGUGAUGACUGCCGCCCACGAAGUAGCACAUAAUCUUGGUUCUCCUCAUGAUGGCAAAGAUGGAGCAGAAGCGUGUUCGUGGGACGACGGCUACAUAAUGAGCUACGUUCCAGAAACUGAUGAAGGACUAUAUGACCAGUGGCGACGCUGCCUGCCUUCAGACGACCCAAGUAGGAGAGAAUAUUCCUCUUCCCAGCUGCCAGGUGAAGUCGUCUCCAUGGACGAACAGUGCCAAAAGCAAACUGGCAAGUCGGAAGCCUAUGCCUCGAAAUCCGUGUCUGAGGACUCUCUGUGUGUCCAGCUCGUAUGCCAGUGGCAGGUGAAGGAUGGCUACAGCAUCUGGACCUACACCCAGUCGACAGGACGUCCAGCUGCCGAGGGUUCCGCAUGCAGGAGUGGCGGUGUCUUUACCAAUGGAUCCUGUCAAUAG
Messenger RNA from Penaeus monodon (black tiger shrimp), 570 nucleotides. RefSeq names its product A disintegrin and metalloproteinase with thrombospondin motifs 18-like. NCBI's taxonomy places the organism in Eukaryota, Metazoa, Arthropoda, Malacostraca, Decapoda, Penaeidae. The record is from RefSeq and is a predicted model, not a curated record. Gene Ontology annotation, molecular function: metallopeptidase activity. The transcript has 2 exons. The coding region runs from base 1 to 570 and encodes 189 amino acids.